Messenger RNA from Hymenoscyphus albidus, 5536 nucleotides. Lineage: Eukaryota; Fungi; Ascomycota; Leotiomycetes; Helotiales; Helotiaceae. The record is from the annotation of a GenBank genome assembly.
AUGGCAGACAAUGGCCCGCCGUCUCCAGGAAGCGAUAUCUUUCUGCGACAAGCUGCUGCUUUGAGCGCAGAAGAAGAAUCCGACUCGGUUGCUAUCUCUGAUACUACUGCUGAAGUACCCAAACUCACCGCAUCACAGCUCAACGAUAUGCCUUCAGAUGACGGCCCAGAAAGAGCUGCUUGGUUUCAAGCCACAAUGCCGGGACCACGCCUCAUUAUACCGACGCCCUUCUGGCUGGGUAUCCGAGCAACGAGCAGCGAAGUCUUUUUAUUACUAGCCGCCAUUAGGCAACGGCUUGAUAAAGAGGGCAUUACAGAGAUUGGAAAAGGAGAGGAUCGAAGCACGAAUGAAGCGUUCUACCAACUUGCUCGCCGAGUUAGGGCUCACGAAUCCUUCAACGGACUUGUUGCCAAAGUUUUAGCAGAACUUCCUUUCUUCAUCUCUGGUUACGACAACAACAAUGAACCACCACUUGAGUGGAGAGUAGAUUGGAUUUCAAAGCUACUGGUGGAAACUGCGCUGCAUUCAAUGACACCGGCUCCAGAGAGAUUGGCCGAGGGUAGGAUGCUUUCUUUCAAAGGUUAUGACGAAGAGGCUAAUCAAUCAGAAACGCCGCCUUCUAUCUUAGCAUUAUUAAAGUCAAACAAAGAUAAAGGGACGGAAAAGACUGCUACACCAGGGAGGGCCCAGAAAUCCGCGCGUCCACAAGUUUCUGCUGGUAGUGGAAGAAAGACCACAACUUCAGCAGCUCCUAAACCUCCCCCCAAGGAUAAACCUGUCAAACAAGCACCGGCAACAUCGAGUUCUCGUAGAUCAGUCGGCGGAAAUACAGCAUUUAAAAUAGUGCAGAAAUUCAAACUAGUUGUGAUGUCCGAAGAUCGCACCCACGAGGUCAUUGAUGAUGAGAUGUAUGCCGAAGAUUGCCUCGCACCCGAUGGAAACAGUUAUUCACUUAGAGCUAUCCUAAGAGAAUUCCAAAAGAAGUUGGACGAAGAAUGGCCAGCAUCGUAUAGAGGGCCGUUGAAACUCGAUCGCGGAAAAUUCGGUUACGAAACAGGAACAACACGCAAAGCAUUUAAGCCUAUUCAGUCACAAGGGGACUUAGAUAUUGCGAUAAACAGACUUUUUCAAACUCCCUCGGAAGUUCCUGAUGAAUGGACAGUUCAAUUUACCUUUUACCCUGAGGAUGCUGUCGAGAAGCGUAACCGAGAGGCAAGAGAGAAGGCCAAAGCUAGACUUGCUGGUAGUAAGAAGCCGGCUGCAAAGCCAGCUGCUACAAGUUCAAAAGGUAAAACUCCCGUCCUGUAUAAAGUCGAGGUCCUCCCAUUUUCUGAUUCCGAUAUAGAGCCGUCCACAAAGAUUCCACAACGGCCUGCCUCGCUUGGCAAUAAAGAUGCAUCUUUAGAAGACAGUAACCGGGAGAAAUCAAAAGCGAAGGAUGCUGAGAAGGAUUCGUACAAGACUCCAACUGGAUCUACGUCAGGCCAGACUCCCGUCGGCUCUAUCAAAGAGCCUAAGCCUGGAGUUGAGACUGAAACGAAAAGAGGCAAAAUAAAAAAGGCGAUGAACAAGAUGGGAGAGAGAUUGGGAGUCAAGAAAACCACUAAACCCACAGAUACAACCGGUCCAGCAAAACCGGGCAAUAUAACUAAGCCACCUGUUCCUGAUAGGAGCACAAAGCCAAAUGUUCUCACAAAGAAGCAACCUGAGACUCCAGGAUCCUCAAAACCGUCCUCAAAACCGCCAUCACAGGCUCCUUCACGAGCGCCUGAGCAAAAGAUUCCACAGGCGCCGUUGAAAGCUCCGUUGAGAGCUGAGGAUGACACCAUGAUACCGCCUCCUACGUUUACCAUAAUAAGUAAGAAGACUUAUAUAAAAGGAGGCAACGCAGAUUUGCCUAUACCGGAGGUUCCUGAUGAGGACCGAAUUAACAUAAGAGGAGGUGCCAGUGACGAGUCCGAGCUCUUGGAAGCUGGUUCUGAAGAUAGCGAGAACGAGGCAGAGGUUAAUUCUACAAUUUCAGGGAAGGAAUAUUUGGCGAAUCAGUAUGUCUUCCUUUUCCGAACAACGCACUCUGAUUUGAGCUAAUGGUGUGAUAAAAGGCUUCAACAGCUUGUAAACUCUGAAGAGUUGACGCAUAUGCAGAAUAUCAAAGACCCCUUUGCUGAUCUCGCAAAUUGGAGUGAGUGUUGUCGAAUGUUCAAAAUAGAUCCUGAUAACCAGAGUAAUCUCUCGUUGGUUACGGUGAGAGGACUCAAGACUCGACUUUACCCUUACCAGAUCUUUGGUACAUACUGGCAAAUGAAGAAUUCUAGAGCUGUUGGUGGUGGAAUCGUUGCUGAUGAAAUGGGGCUCGGAAAGACACUUUCGUAUCUGGCAUACAUCACUGUUGAGAGGCAACUUUCCCUGCUUUAUCUCCGACUGGAAGCGGCUCGCAGCCUAGAGAGCAAGAAACAUCACAAAUUGGGAGCAGAGGAUACCCAUCUCCCGUGUCGUAGCGAGGGAGAACGACCAGAGUGGAUCCUUUGUCCUUGUUCGACUUCAAAUCCGACUUAUAAGAUGAAACCUAAGCCAGGCGUGCGUUUGGCAAUAGUACCUUCAGGUCUUGUCGCAUCCUGGAUGAGGGAAUGGGAUAAACAUAUCAACACUGAUCUAAAUAUGAGGCUCAUUGUCGUUCACCCACCGGCGUUCCCUGUGUCGGGGGUACCUGAUGUCAGAGAUGCCAACAAUUCGAACCCUACCUCGAAGAUGCUUGCUUCAAAGAGAUCUAAACCUACAAGCGCGAAUGAGAUUGAGGAUGAUUUGCCUGCUCCAGAGCAAGAAAGGAUUCUCCUUUUGGCUUCGAGACAGUACUAUAAAGAGUUCGUUGAAAGUAACCUUGAAUACCAGCCUAAGACCAACAACAAGAACAAACAAGCCCCCACCCCCCCUAAAAAUACAGGAAUUGUCUUUGGUAUUGCCAUGGUAGAUGAGUUUCACGAGGCGCACUGGAGAGGCCCCCCUACAAAGAAGCCACUCAAAACUAAAACAAGCAUUCUCACUAAUCUGCCUGUAACCAACUUUCCUUAUCUUUGGGGAUAUUCUGGUACUCCUCUAGUUGCUAGUCCUCGUGGCUUGGAACCUAUUCUCUUCGCCAUUGAACACAGAGUCCGAAAUGCUCGAGUCCACGUGGAAGAAGCAAACUCAGAAUGGAAAAUGAAACCUGAACUUGGACUUUCACAGUUUACAGGAGAAAACCUUGACGCCAUCUGCGCUACCUACGAAAAUUGGAUAAAGAAUGAUCUAGGCUACGAAGUGAUGCCAAAUCUCCGCACACUCGUUCUUCCUUUUUUGAAAAGAUUCGUCAUUCGAAGAACUGCUGAGUCAAACUGGUUUGGCUCUCCUUUGAUAAGGUUGAGACCUCAUUACCAUAAUGAUAUUGCCUUGGAAUCUAAUUCACGUUACAAUGAGCUUUUCAAGAUUCAUCAUGAAAGGUAUGAAGAACCUGCUCAGAAAUUAGCAAUUGCAGAAGCUCAGGCACGUUUUCUCGGUAUUCCAGCGGAAGAAAGACUCCAAAAAGGGUUGAUACGGCCUUCCGCUAAUUCCCUUACCUUUCCUCAAUAUUGGUCGAUUGCGAGGAAAGAGAGGAUGUUUGCUACUUUUCCGUAUUUGCUACACUUUGCGCUUGCUCCCCAGGGUCCAGGAGGCCUUUCAUUCGAUAGAAAUGAGACCAAAAGAUGGAGUUUGGCAACGCAGUAUAAGAACAGUUUGUACUGCCAGCAUCUCAAAUCAAUCAUAGACACUAGUCCAAAGAUGAGUUGGCUGACUGAGUUUUUGAGGUCAUGGAAAAGUAUCAAAGCCGAAAGAUUCGGAAAGUACAAAGAUGUUGCAAAUGAAAAGGAGAUGGAUAUCAGAACUCGAAAAUUGGUUAUUGUCACUCAGUUCGAUGUCGUAGCUUUGAUUUUGCACCUGGUGAUUAAUCCCUCCUUUUCACUUCGCGUAACGAUGCUAACAACGCUGCUCAGUACUUGAAAGAAUACAUCAAAGAUCUUGGUCCUAACACCAGACUUAUCCUCUCUACUACGGAUCCUCGACAACGAGCCAAAGAUCUCGAAGCCUUCAACAAACUGGAAGUACCAGGACAGUCAAGAAUGGAAAGAGAGCAACAGACUAUAUAUCCAAAAAAUUUCCCUGAGAUUGUAAACAUCAUCAUAGGAAAUGCUCAAAUAAUCGGAAAGGGCCUGGAUCUUACUCGAGCCUCAAACCUUGUUCUCAUGGAGCCAGACAUUUCCUUUGCGAGGGAGUCGCAAAUCUACUCGCGAAUUCAUAGAAUCGGACAACAGGCUAUUGAAACACAAAGUUAUCGUCUUUGGUGUGAGAGCGCGGGAGCACGAAGAUAUGCAGAUAAUCUUGGUCCUUUCUGGGAUCCAUGGGAAUGGGAAGGUCAAGCUGUGGAGAGGAUUUUAAAACGGGGUUUGGCAUUUGGAAUCCCGCUCAAUGUACGGGAAGAGGUUGAGGAAACUAGCACAACAUUGAAACCAAGGGUUACAACAUUGAAACCAAGGGUUGUGAUUGACCCUCCCGUUAGUGCUUCCAGUGAGAAUGUGGGUGGUGGUAGCGAUCUGUUUGAUGAUCAUAAUGAGGAGCAGGAUGAUGGAAUGGACGGAGGCAGCAGCAUAAACGUGUAAUGAAACCCUGUUUGUUUUUCUAUUUCCUUUUUGUACCUUAAUUGCUAUUAAUAUACUGUUUUCGUCGAGACUCUCUAUCCAAACUACAACUAAUAAGUCCUAGAGAUGCAGAUACUGAUACGAACUACAAGAGACAAUUCAGUAGGCGAUCUCUACCAGAAUCAUCGAAUCAAAGUGGUAUCGAAGGGGACUUCUCUAACCCUGUUCGGGAACUCGACGUGGAUGAAGAGAUACGACGAGGUUUGGUGCCAGUAGAGGAGAUACCCAUGAAAAAGACUGACACAGUCAUGCCCCCAGAAAAUGAAUCAGAUUCAGAGAAUGAGGACUCUGAAGCCUCCGUCAGUGAAAUCUCCCCCUUGUCAACGAAAAGGGAAAAGAGACUUCAGUCUAAGGACGAUGAAGCUUGGCCCCUUUCAUCAAAAGUGACAGAUGAACCAAUAACUCAGUCGAGUUUAGACGAAGAGCCUGGAUUUAAUGUUGGCUCUUCAACAAGCCAGAGGAAAUCUCAACAGCCUAGAUUCUUUCAAGGUCUAUGGGGAAACAAACGCGAGUCACCAGAUAACAACUUAUUCUCCGCUCAGCCAAGAACGCCAAGUUCUCCAAUAUUUGUGGAGGAUGCAAAGAAGGUAGACUUCCAACGCUUUACCUCUACGAGGCCUAUCGAUUCUAGAACUGGUGGCGUGUAUGUGGAGCAAGUAGAUGAAAUUGAGCAUGAUGAGAAAAGAAAGCGAAGAAUUCCUACUGUGGGGCGAUUGAGAGACGUCAAGGUUGUAGGAAGGAAUAGAUUCGAGGCCGUUGGAAGCGAAAGUUCUAGUAACCAACAGGAAGCGGAGGGAGAAGAUGAGCACUAUGAGGGAGAUAGCAGAUGA